AUGACUUCAACCAACGGCGGGACCAGGACCUCAUCGAAAGAUCCCGUGGACAUCGAGUUCUCGAGUAUCGACGACGGAUUCCACCGCGUACAACGUGGUGACAACGGCGAGACCGUCAAUAGCAACGAGUCCAUCGACGGAUACGAUGCCGAGCGGAUGCGAGCUCGGACAUCCUUGACCGCCGAAGAAGAGAAGAAGCUGAUACGACGGAUCGACUGGCACCUCAUGCCGCUGUGUUCUAUCAUCUUUAUGUUCAAGAACUUGGACUCUGACAAUGUCUCCAACGCUCGGAUCAUGAACAGAGGAACGCCGGAGAAUAUCAUGACGCAGUUGGGACUGUCGUCGGAUGCGUAUGCGCUGGUCACCGUGUUGUACUAUAUACCAUAUAUCGUUGGCGAAGCGCCUUCCAACCUGUUGUUGAAGAAGUUCUCCCCCUCGCAUUGGCAGGCGCGAAUCAUGGUCACCUGGGGCAUUAUGCUAGCCUGUCAUGUUGCGGUCACGAACAAGCAAGGUCUCUACGUGACACGCUUCUUCCUGGGACUGGCCGAGGCGGGAAUGUUCCCGGGUAUCCUGCUGCAAAUGACGUACUGGUAUCGGCCUGAUGAGAUGUCUCUGAGGCUCUUAUACUUCUACAUAUGCGGUAACCUAUCUGGAAUAUUCAGUGGCAUCCUCGCAUUCGCUUUCGAUCACGCCUCAGGGGCAGGCGGAUUGUCUGGCUGGCAAUGGCUGUUCCUGGUAGAAGCCAUCGCGACGAUUGUCGUGGGAGUUGCUGUGUGGUUUCUGCUGCCCGAUUUCCCCGAAACAGCAUCAUGGUUGACGGAGAAGGAGAAGGCCUUCAUCCAAGCCCGGCUACCAGCCAACGCACCGAGAGCCGCCGAGCAGGACUUUGACUUCAAAGAGAUCAUCACGUCUCUCAAAGACAAGCGUUUGUGGCUCUUUACCAUGAUAUGGGCCUUCUUCACGGUCGGCACUUCCGGUGUGCGCUUCUACCAGCCCACCGUCAUCGCCAACCUUGGUUUCACCUCCAUCGCCCAAGCCCAACUGCUUAAUCUCCCCAUCACCAUCCUCGGUCUCAUCACCAUAGGAGUAUCGGGCAUAUUCGCCGACAACGGGCGCCUCCCAAGACCCCUGUAUCCCAUGGCUUUUUUGACCAUCAUCCUCGCAUGCUACGCCGUCCUAGUGGUAUACCCCAACACCGGCGGAGUAUUCGCAGCGACAAUGAUCGGCAACGCCGUCGCCGCGGCCUGGUACCCGAUGAUGUGGCCGUGGCGCGUGCAGACGACGAGCCGAGCAACUGGCUCUGCAUUCUCUAUCGGCUUCGUGAAUAGCUACGGCCAGAUCGGCGGGGCCAUCGGUCCCCAGCUGUUUCGCGCAGCAUACGCGCCUCGCUACCAGAUCUCGUUUGGGGUUGCCAUGGCGCUCGUCGCGUGCUGCAUGGUCACUACGCUGGUGACGUGGUGGGUGACCCGGCAGACGGAGGGCGACACCCGGAAGCUAAAGCUGGCUCGGGUGGCGGCUGGCAAGCAAGGGGAGGCUAUCUUGGAUGACCUUGUCGAUAAUGACCUGAGGAAGGGGGAGAGUCGUGACACAUAG
Messenger RNA from Anthostomella pinea, 1593 nucleotides. The record is from the annotation of a GenBank genome assembly. NCBI's taxonomy places the organism in Eukaryota, Fungi, Ascomycota, Sordariomycetes, Xylariales, Xylariaceae.